AUGUUGGGCAGAUUGUAUACCGUCACGUGGCUAUGUGUCGGUACGGCGUAUUCCCUCGCACCGGAUAAGGUCUCUCCCCACAUAAUAAAAACCAGGAGCAUAGACCUGAACAAUGCGCAUGGACUGGCGAUGGAGAACAGACUCGGUGGCGCCGUGGUGCCGACGGGAUACGACCUUGGUCUCGAGCCCUACGUUGAGGAUGGAGUGUAUGAAGGUCGGGUGAUCAUAAACGUGACCUGGACAUCGGAGGCUGAUGAAAUCAUCUUGCACUGCGCUCACGACGUCGAAAUUACCGAUACAGAGGUCAAAGUUUUCUUCCAGGGGUCGUCCGAGCCGCAGAAAGUUCUAAUAAAGCAAGUUGAUACUGAUGCUAAGAGGUCAACGGUUAGGCUACAGCUCGAGAAAUUAGUGCCUGUCAUGAGUGAUGGCAUUGUUGAUAUGAGUUUCAAAGGUAAAAUGGAGAUGAGGACCAGCGAAGGUCUAUUCAAAUCAACCUACACGACGGAGCAAGAUCUGGAGAGGAUUGUUGUUGCAACGCAGUUUCGUCCAACCAACGCUAGACGAAUGUUCCCAUGUUUCGAUGAGCCCCAAUUCAAGGUGCCCUUCGACGUCAGCGUGGUGCGUCCGCGGAACAUGGUCGCUCUAAGCAACAUGGCUAUAGACAGGAUUGAAAAUAUAACGGACGAGCCGAACGCGGUGCGCGUGCACUUCAAACGUUCCCCACCGAUGUCUACCUUCACACUCGGCCUGGUCCUGGCAGAUCUGGUCCAACUGGGAAACUCAACACAUUACUCGCAUCGCACAGAUUUGGGCGAAUCGCACGGAUUUGAAAUACGCGUCUGGGGCCGGCCCGAGUAUUUGGAGGCGUUGGAAGGUGUCCCUGAUAAAAUUGUCCAGAUACUGAACGAAAUCGCCAAGUUCGAUUGGCCACCUCUGCCGUUAGACAAGCUGGACAUAGUAGCGUUGCCCAACUACCAAGGCGUGAAACCGGCCGAUAACUGGGGCCUUAUCGUGUUCAAGGAAAGCGACUUGAGUGGCAACGGUUACAUCCAGUUGACUCAGGAGCUGCUGCACCAGUGGCUGGGUGCCUUGGUCACACCGUUUUGGUGGUCGGACGCCCACGUCAAUAAAGCUCUCGUCGGUUACUUGGCUAUUGAGAUCGCUUUCAAGAUUAAUAACGGAUGCGAGAUGGAGGGGAAAUGGCCAAUGACAGUACUAUACUCGCUGUACUACGAGUACAGCAAGCGAUAUCCACACUCGAGGAUUACAGGGAUGAAGCAGGAGACGGUCAGCACCAAAAUUGAGCUUCUCUUCAGGAUGUUUAACUACACGCUUGGAGAGAAGACAUUUAAAGGCGGACUCAAAAUGUUCGUAAGCCAGCGCGCUUUCAAAACGUUCGACGGAAACUUGGUAUGGCGUUCAUUGAACAUGGCGGUAUCAAAAACGAGAAAGAUAGACGUGGAAACUAUCGCGCAAAGUUGGAUUAAAAAGGAUCGACUACCUUUAAUAACGGUCAAGAGAAGCCACGAAGCGAAAACUGCUAUUGUGUCGCAGAAAGUUUAUCUCCGAGAGCGCCCACAUGACGUACCAGACGCUGGACGGAUGUCAUGGUGGAUUCCUUUGGUGGUUGUCAGCGGUGAUAACUUAGACUUCUCAUCAACGACACCACUGGCGUGGAUGAAAGAUCAGACCUUAGAGUUGAAUAACAUGCCUUCCAAAGAACACUUCAUUAUCGUCAACCCCGAGGAGAUUGCACCAUAUCCCGUUAACUACGAGGAGGACAACUGGAAUCUGAUCGCUCAAUUUCUCCAAACGGACGAGCGUACGAAAAUUCCGGAGUUGACGCGGGCGAAGGUUCUUCAUGACGCUUGGAACUUGGCGUUUGCGGGCGAGCUCUCCUUCGCGACCGCACUGAACAUGACCUUGUUUUUGAAAGCGGAGAAGAAUCAUUUAGUCUGGGACCCAGUGUUCACUAUGAUUGAUCAUAUAGACAGGCACAUCUGGGACAUUCGGGAUAAGUUUAACGCGUAUAUAAGAACUCUUCUAAGUCCGUUAUACGAAGAACUAACGAAGGAUGUCAAUGAAAACGAAGAGAGUUGGCGCAAGAAUAUGCGUAGUCUCUUUAAGACAUUCCUUUGUCAAGCCGGUUACAAACCAUGCAUAAAAGAAGCUCAAGAACAGUACGGCAAGUGGAUGAAAGCAAAAAAUCCAGAUGAAGGCAAUCCGGUAUCCGAUCGGUACUUCUGCCCCGUCUUUGAGUGGGGAACCCAAGAGGAGUGGGAGUUUGGUCUGCAGAGGGUCAUCAACUUUCCCCACUCAAGAAAGCAGAGCGAGAGAACUUAUUUGCUGAAAACUUUAGCGGGUUGUCUCAAGGACAAGUCCAAAAUCGUUAGGCUGUUAAACAUAACACUCUUGGAAGGCAACGGUAACUUUACGGAGAUGGAUCUCUUCCUCAUAAACAACAUGUUUUCCGAUUCGCCUCAAGCGUACACGACUCUGUUCCACUUUAUAGAAGAUAACUGGGACCUUGUCAAGGAGAAAUACUACAACCGCACGAAUCUCUGGUCGCAUUUAAUAUCGACUGCCACGUCCUAUUUCACGACCAAAGCGGGUUUGGACCUGGUGACCAGACUGUACGUGGCGCACCAAGGCGAGUUCGGACCAGCGGAACACAUCAUAGAAAAGUCCAUUAGGAACAUCAAAGAAGAAUCCCGAUGGACCUCGCAGAAUCUACCGAUCAUGGAGGAUUGGUUAGAUUCGUACCUUGACAGGAACGGAAUCAAAGUGGAGUCGACGAUA
This is a messenger RNA of Iphiclides podalirius (scarce swallowtail), 2799 nucleotides long. NCBI's taxonomy places the organism in Eukaryota, Metazoa, Arthropoda, Insecta, Lepidoptera, Papilionidae. The record is from the annotation of a GenBank genome assembly.